UCGUGUACGAAGCCUGUCACCGUUACACGCGCGGAUCUCCCUUCGCUUCGCGUUUUCCCUCUUUUUUGCCGUCCAAACACUUUCCUCGAGAGGAGAACGAGAUCCUUACUGCCCUCGGGGGGAUCGAUCGAUCGAUCGAUCGAUUUCCACUGGAACAUUUUCCGUGCGCGCACUUUUGAAAAAAAAAGUAAAAGUAAAGUUUGGGAAUCGGAGAAACUUUUUUCCUCGUCGAAAGUGGAGGAACUUUGACUUUGGAACUUCCACAGGGAUUCGAAGGAAUCUCCUCUGGAUUGAAGGAAAUUAAAUACUCUACUCGGAAGGGAAAAUUCAUUUGAAAAAGUAGACGAUUCGAAAGAAUUAGAGAAAAUUUAUUAUCAGAAGUCGUUCUUCGACGAAAUCGGACGAGAUUUAUAGAGAGAGAGGAAAGAUUUAUCCAAUUGAAGAAUAUAGAAUCUUUUCUGAAGUAUUUAAGAAUUUUGCUGACAGUGAGAAAAAAGUAUACGAAUCAACAACGUGAUUUCUAAAAAGUUAUCGUAACUCAUAACGUUGUCGUUUUGACGACACGGCACGUUUCUCGUCUUCGUUUUUUUUCCUUUUUUUUUUCGAAAAAUUUUCAUCCAAUCCUCAACGGAAGAUACUUGCUGCUCCUCCACGCCAAGUGUUUCGAACAGUUUCCUUCGCGGCGAUACGACAGACAGAGCUCGUACGAAUUUGAGACUGGCUCCUAUCGAUUAUCAGCACGGUGAUAAGGUAAACUCUAAUUGGCCAACCGGGAGAUACGAUCGUGGAAACAGAAGCACUUUCGAUUGCAUCUGAGCCGCGAGGAUUUACUUAGUUCUGUGCCGUUGAUCGAUAAAUCAUAUCGCAUGACGGUAACCAAGGUUUUAACAAAUGAGAAUAACAGAAACCGUCGAAAUCGUUAUCUACCGCUACAUUGCCGGUGUUCAUUCAGAGAGAUAAAAUAAAGGUAGGCGAAGGAGGAUAUAAUCGAUAUAAUAAAGAAAUCUUUCGAAUCGAAAAUCGAGAAGGAAGAAAGAGAGAGAGAGAGAGGUGGAAAGAAGGAUCUUUACCGGUUCGACGUGCUCUAGGAUGUGAAUUGGGAAUCGUUUUUUAAAGGAAAAAAACAGGAAAGAUUUUUCACUCUGGAAUUCUGAAAAUCAAGGAUCGAAGACAUACCACAUACACCAUGGAGAAAAAUGAAAAGGAGGAACAAGGCAAUCCUAUGAAAGAGUUCAAUAGCAGAACGAAAAUAGCCACCAUUGAAAUUGAAGGAUACAACGAGAAGGACGAUUUAUACAAUCCCUUCGAAAAUCGUGACAAAAAAAAUUCCAAUUCAGAUUUUGGCGCCCUGGCACAUCUAUUGAAAUCAUCCCUCGGUACGGGAAUCCUCGCCAUGCCGAAUGCGAUCAAAAAUGGCGGGGUGAUAUUCGGCGGGAUAGGGACGAUAAUAAUCGGCUUGAUAUGCGCGCAUUGCGUCCACAUAUUGGUUCGCUCGUCCCACAUUCUGUGCAAACGUACGAAAACACCCCAGAUGACGUAUGCCGAGACGGCGGAAGCUGCCUUCCUUUGCGGUCCAAAAACCGUCAGACCUUUCGCUAAUUUCAGUCGAAUGUUCGUAAAUGCGGCAUUGUGCGCCACGUACAUAGGCGGUGCUUGCGUAUACGUGGUUUUCGUAUCGACCUCGAUUAAACAGCUGGUGGACUUCCACACCGGCAUGACUAUACCGAUGCGUUUGUACAUACUCACGCUGAUACCCGCUGUAUUAUUGUUGGGGCAAGUGCGAAAUUUGAAGUUCAUGGUGCCGUUCUCCAUCGUGGCCAACCUUUCCAUGAUGACCGGUUUCGCCUUGACUCUCUAUUAUAUCUUCAAUGAUAUCAAAAUACCGUCCCACGUGAAGCCAAUCGCCUCGAUCGAACAAUUGCCUUCCUUCUUCGCCACCGUAUUAUUUGCCAUCGAGGGUAUCGGUGUUGUGAUGCCCGUCGAGAACAGUAUGAAGAAUCCUCAUCACUUCCUCGGUUGUCCAAGCGUUCUUAACAUAACAAUGACUAUAGUGGUGUCUUUGUACACCGUGUUAGGCGUGUUCGGAUAUUUGAAGUACACGGAAGAUAUUAAGGGUAGUAUCACGCUAAAUAUACCAACAGAGGACAUAUUGGGACAGGCGGUAAAAUUGCUCAUCGCCCUGGCAGUUUUAUUCACAUACGGAUUACAACUUUUCGUUCCGAUGGAUAUCAUGUGGAGAGCUGUGAAAGAGAAAUGCAGUCACAAGUAUCAAGGCUUGUGCCACACAGUAAUGAGAAUAUGCAUAAGUAUAUUUACAAUUUGCGUGGCAUUACUCGUUCCUGAACUCGAGCCGUUCAUCUCUUUGGUCGGUUCGAUAUUUUUCUCGAUACUCGGCAUCACGAUUCCAGCCGUCGUUGAAACAAUUUCUUGCUGGGACGGCCAUCUUGGAAGAGGCAAGUGGAGAUUUUGGAAAAACAGUACGCUUGUGAUAUUCUCUCUGUUGGCGUUAAUAUUCGGUUCCUGGAUCUCUAUUUCUGAUAUAAUAAAAUUAUAUAAAUAAGUUUAUUUAUAUUCGCGUACGUGGAAAAAAAGACUUAACUUUCUUAAAAUGUGUUAAUAUGUUCACUGUAUUGUAUCUCAUAUAUGUCUUAUAUUGGUAAACUCGACUUUGUUUGAAAACAAUGUGAUCAUCGAUUCAAAGAAUAAGAAUAUCAAAUUGAAAAUCAAGUUUAAAUAUAAAGAUUUACGACGUAAAAAAAAUAGACUUUGUAAAAAAAUUAUUCGAUAAUUUUAAUGAUUUUCGAUUAAAGAUUUUUGUCUGCAGUGAACGUGUUAAUAUUGUCAAGACUAGAUUCUGUUGAAUAUUUGUACAUUGUACUUACACUCAUCGUAAUAUAAUUUAUCACGUAAUGUAAACCGUAUUGCCAUAGAAAUAUUUAUUUUUAAGAGUAUUCAUGUAUAUUGUAAUUUCGUGUACAUUGUGUAUUUAUUUCUACGUUAUACUAAAGAAUUUUUGUAAAAUACUGUAAUUAACUUGAUCGAAUUAGAAAGAUUCGAAUUGAAGAAGGACAGAUGGAUAGAUAAAAAUCGAUUGAGCCAAAUCAUUAAAUCGUCAAAAUUAUUAUAAUAUCGUGAUCAAGUAUUUAUUGUGAAUAUUUUAAAUUAGAAAUACAAUUUUUUUUUUUUUAAAUUUUUAAAUUGUGCAAAAAUGUGCUGGAUAUAUCUUCAUUGAUAAAAUCGAUGCUUUUAUGGUUGCAAAAUCUGCAAAAAUCUGUAUCUGUAUCUUUUUUUUUUAAAAAGUAACUUCUAAAUAUUGAAUUCAAGUUAUUACAGAUCUUUUGUUAUCUAAAUUUUUUAUAAUAUGAAUAAGAAAUAUGUACAUAUAUUAAAUAUUAAUAGUGAGGCUAGAUUAGGAGAUAAAAAAAUUAUAAAUAAUUAAGAAAUAAGAGAUAUGUACAUAUUGAAUAUUCUUCUCGACAAACAAUAUUUUUGAUCAUCAUCAUUUAAUUAUUUAAUAUUAUUUUCCAAAUUAUUUUUAACGUUUUAAAUAAUGGAAAUGGAAAUGUUAUCAAAACCCUCUUGAACAAUAAGACUGAUAUUAUUUUUAGCAAAAUUUAAAUAAAUGAUAAGUUACUUGUAAAUAAUUUUCAUGCCACAAAAUAAAAAAAUUUAAUAGAAACGAAAUUAUACGAAAUAAAUUUUACAAAUUUCACAAAUUAUUGCGCAAGAGGGCGCAGAUAUACCAUAAUCUUACUCACUCACUAUUUGCGUCAUUGUUAUUGUUAAUUAGCGAACAUUGAAAUCAUUGAAAUCACGCGAUUUAUGUAGAUCUCUGUGCAUUGUUCGAAUUCGAUGAUAUUAAUAAUGAAUCUGCGAUUGAAAUUGUUGGUUGCUGUUUGCGUUUUUUACAAUUGCAGUAAAGCAUAGCCACGAUAGUCAUGUGAAUUCCAAUUAUCAAAGGAAUCACGUCUAUGAAUUUGAUGAGUUUUACAAGACGGAGUAAUUGAAACGUUAAUAUUAUAACGGAUAAAUCUGGCGUAUUUCCCUGUAAAAGAAUAUUUGUUAGCCAUCUUAGUUCGUUUGUCGAUAUUCGAGAAAGAUUGUGAUCAUAUUAUAGCGCGCAUUUUUAUGUAUGAUUUAGAGAAA
This is a messenger RNA of Apis mellifera (honey bee), 4146 nucleotides long. Its product is annotated as proton-coupled amino acid transporter-like protein pathetic. Gene Ontology annotation, cellular component: vacuolar membrane. Gene Ontology annotation, molecular function: amino acid transmembrane transporter activity. Lineage: Eukaryota; Metazoa; Arthropoda; Insecta; Hymenoptera; Apidae. The record is from RefSeq and is a predicted model, not a curated record. Bases 1187 to 2560 code for a protein of 457 amino acids. The transcript is spliced from 8 exons. Gene Ontology annotation, biological process: amino acid transmembrane transport.